AUGCCAAACAAGAGUGCGGAAUCUGUCGUUCAGCCGCUCUGGAACCACGUCGUCUGCGUGUUUGGCCCCUGUCGGGAAUUGAUGUCGGAUCGAGCCAGUUUCGGGGUUUCGCCGAAUGUCAAGCAGCUGCAUCCAGUAGCCUACCGCCCGGCGCUCAUGGGACUGGUGGAAAGGUUCAACAAGGCGGUAAAGGACAUGCUCUCGACUAUGGUGCAGGAUAUCGAAGUGGACGCGACGGCGGAUGGCGACCCCUUGCCGGAGACGGAAGAGGUGGUGGAGCUUCGCCCGGUCGUGGGGACGGGACUCGAGCCGAUGGAAACAACUAGAUUAAGACGAAGUACGCGACAGCUGGCAGCGGCGAAUCGACAAAUGGAGGCUGAGAACAGCGAGCACCAAGCAGACGAGAUUGGCAUUCGACAGCGGAAGUAG
Aphanomyces astaci is the source of this 429-nucleotide messenger RNA. RefSeq lists its product as hypothetical. NCBI's taxonomy places the organism in Eukaryota, Oomycota, Saprolegniomycetes, Saprolegniales, Verrucalvaceae. The transcript has 2 exons. Gene Ontology annotation, molecular function: nucleic acid binding. The record is from RefSeq and is a predicted model, not a curated record. Bases 1 to 429 code for a protein of 142 amino acids.